This is a messenger RNA of Microtus ochrogaster (prairie vole), 2744 nucleotides long. It is a transcript of the gene Ppp1r3c, whose product is annotated as protein phosphatase 1 regulatory subunit 3C. Gene Ontology annotation, biological process: regulation of glycogen biosynthetic process. The record is from RefSeq and is a predicted model, not a curated record. Gene Ontology annotation, molecular function: glycogen binding; protein phosphatase 1 binding. Lineage: Eukaryota; Metazoa; Chordata; Mammalia; Rodentia; Cricetidae. Gene Ontology annotation, cellular component: protein phosphatase type 1 complex.
ACGGUCAGUCGGCGGGCUGGACCGCGGCGCUGCAUCCGCUAAGUGCUGGGUGCGAAGUUGCGCUGGGUGGGGCUGUCGUGGUCGCCGCUGCCUCUCGGUCCAAUGAGCUGCACCAGAAUGAUCCAUGUGCUGGAUCCACGUCCUCUGACAAGUCCAGUCAUGCCGAUGGACGUGGCCAUGAGGAUUUGCUUGGCUCAUUCACCACCCCUGAAGAGUUUCCUGGGUCCUUACAGUGACUUUCAGCGAAGAAGUUUUGUGAAUAAAUUGAAGCCUUUGAAACCAUGUCUCAACGUCAAGCAGGAAGCCAAAUCACAGAAUGAAUGGAAGCCCCCGCAUGACCAAGCCAAGAAGCGGGUCGUGUUUGCCGACUCCAAGGGGUUGUCACUCACUGCUAUCCACGUCUUUUCUGACCUCCCAGAAGAACCUGCCUGGGACCUGCAGUUCGACCUCCUGGACCUUAACGAUAUCUCCUCCAGCUUAAAGCUUCAUGAGGAGAAAAACCUGGUUUUCGAUUUCCCCCAGCCUUCAUCUGAUUACUUAAGUUUCCGGGACCGCUUUCAGAAGAACUUUGUCUGCCUCGAGAACUGCUCUUUGCAGGAGCGGACAGUGACAGGGACAGUCAAAGUGAAAAAUGUGAGCUUUGAGAAGAAGGUUCGGGUCCGGAUCACCUUUGACACCUGGAAAACCUACACAGAUGUGGACUGUGUCUACAUGAAGAACGUUUACGGCAGCUCCGACAGCGACACCUUCUCCUUUGCCGUCGACUUACCCCGUGUCAUUCCAACUGAGGAGAAAAUCGAGUUUUGCAUUUCCUACCACGCUAAUGGGAGGGUCUUCUGGGACAACAAUGAGGGUCAGAAUUAUAAAAUCGUCCAUGUACAGUGGAAACCUGAUGGGGUGCAGACACAGAUGGCACCCCGAGACUGUGCAUUCCAACAGGUGCUGCCUAAGGCGGAAGUAGAACCCACCGUCUUUGGCAGUCCGAGGCUUGCUAGUGGCCUCUUCCCAGAGUGGCAGAGCUGGGGAGGGAUGGCUAACUUGGCCUCCUAUCGAUGAGUUAGACAGCCCACGGGCUGGCUUUGUCUGAUUACAAUCCUCAAGCUAUUCUAGGUCUGUAUUGCUCAUUAUUAGGAAGUCUUAGUCACUUUCCAUGAGUAGGUGUAGGUGUGAGCUCUGGGGGCCUGGCUAUAGAUAAUACAGCCUCUUGAGAAUUUAGUGUUGGGGUCUGUGCAGGUGAUGCCGCUCCGUCUUGUUUUGGAGGAUCCAGUAACAGCCUGGGAACUAGUUUUAUCAAAGUAACACCUGUUUUUUGGGGGGUGCGUUUUCCCACCUCCUUCCCAGUUCACCAGCUUUCACUUUGGACAAGGGAAGGUUUAAGGACAGUUGACGGUGACAGGAUGCUGUGCGGAGGGUGUGAGGGAUGUGAUGUGAAGUGUAGACGCUAAGGGUCCGAGGCUCAAGUCAGACGAGGAGCAGGGGAACCGAUAUUUAACCGUUGGUGGGAAAACAUAAACUUAUCUUAUGUUUCAAAGUGGGUUUUACAGGUUUCUCCUGAGGAAAUAACUCAGCGAGGGGAAAGAGAGCCAUUUUCUGUCUUCUUGCAGAGAAAAAUAAGGGGUGUUGGGUGGUACUGGGGGAAGAUGAACUGUCGCCCUGAAGAAUCAAGAUCUUGAGGGGUAGAGAGGUUGCUUAGUUGGUAGGGCGCUUGCCUCGCAUGCAUGAAGCCCUGGGUUCCAGGCCCAGCAUCAUAAAACUGGGGAUGACAACAUAUGUCUCUAUUCCCAUAUGUUAGGGUGAAGGCAGGAGGAUCAGAAAUUCAAGGUCAUCCUUGGCACACAAAAAGUUGGAGGCCAGCCUGGGCUACACAUGACCCUGUCUCAAAGGAAACGGUGGCAACAAAGAGAUCUUAAGUGAACCCUUUCUGUUUAAACGUGGUUUUCAGUAGUGUUUAAGCAAAUCCAGCUUUGCAGUCUUAACUUGAUCAGUGUCUUUGUGACCAAGGCAUCAUUCUCGGGUUCUUGGUACAGAAUGCUGCCGGACAUCAGGCAUGCUGUCACCAAUGGCUAGCAGUAUGUAGAGACUCCACGUCAUGUCAGAGACAGCUCUUUCAGUGCCUUGAUUAAACCAGAACACUGUAGCUGAUUAAACCGGUGACCUGAAUGGCCGUCUAAUAAGUCAUGAUUUUUUUUUUGGCCUCAUUUGAAGGUCCGUUCGCUGGUGUUCUCCUAAGAUACUGUCAUAUUUUCAGGAGUGCCGUCAGUGCACACAGCUCACGUCCUUCAUAUUGAAGGUGACUCAUCUUUCUGCCACACUUUUUGAUGUGAUGUUUGAAGUGGGGACUGACACUGCAGUCUCAGUACAAGAAUCCAGUCUCUCGCGGUCAGAGGAGCCGUCUGUCUCAAGCCCACUUUUGUCUUAUUGUUUUAGUUCCAAGUCAAAUGCUUUUUACAAAGUAGAUAGGAAUGAUUUCGAAUGUGAACUAUUUUGUGUGUACGUAAAUCCGUUUUGUGAGCUCUUGAGGGCUGGUGUCCUGGGGUGUUUGCUGCUAUUGUGCAUGCCCUUUGAGGGGCAUUAAGAGAGUGCGGUGAAUUGUCGCAUAUGGGAUCUGCCAUGGGAAAACACUAUUGCAAUAACUCCACGCCAACAAUGCUGGAGGUUUGGCGAGCACCCAUAAGUUCUGUAAACACCUACAUUGUCCCUUAUGAGCCACUCACUUUAAGAAUAAAUGUGCUUGGUAGAAGACC